Messenger RNA from Trematomus bernacchii (emerald rockcod), 3770 nucleotides. RefSeq lists its product as uncharacterized. The transcript is spliced from 29 exons. Gene Ontology annotation, molecular function: cysteine-type endopeptidase activity. Bases 153 to 3770 code for a protein of 1205 amino acids. Gene Ontology annotation, biological process: proteolysis. The record is from RefSeq and is a predicted model, not a curated record. NCBI's taxonomy places the organism in Eukaryota, Metazoa, Chordata, Actinopteri, Perciformes, Nototheniidae.
AGGACGGGCAGUAUGAGUUGAACAGCCAGCCAACCGGCCUCUGCGUGAUCAUAAACAACGCACGUUUUUUGGAUGGUGACGUGAGAGAAGGAACCGAUAUAGAUGCGGAAAGCUUGGCAAAGGUGUUCAGCUGGCUGGGGUUCAGAGUGCUGAUGUGUAAAGACCAAACCAAGGACCAGAUGGAGCGAGCGCUGGUAUGCUUUGCUUCUCAGUGCGACCUUUCUCAGCUGCAGGAGCUCAAUGUCAAGGAGUGGACUCGCAAGGCAAGGCAAGACAAGGUAUACAAUACAUGUUUAAAAGGCAGCGGAUUCACCGAUCUUCGAGAGGCUCCUCAGCAUGGCGAUGCCUUCAUCUGCUGUGUUCUCAGUCAUGGAAACAAGGGCAACGUAUCGGGGAUUGAUAGGCAGCUCCUCCCUAUCGAACAAAUAAGGAAAACCUUCAUGGCAACUCAAUCUCCCCUCACUGACAAGCCCAAAGUGUUCCUGAUCCAGGCCUGCCAGGGACCUGGGGUGUUAUUAAAAGAUCCGCUGGCUGAUGACUCUCACUCGACAUCCAUCCCUCAGGAAGCAGAUUUUCUUUUUCAUUAUGCCACUGUUGAAGGUCAUAAUGCUUUAAGAAGCCCAACGGAGGGGAGCGGGUUCAUCCAAUCUGUCUGUAAGCAGCUAAAAGUGGGCUGUGAAAGGAAAGAAGAAAUUCAAGUCAUACUCCGCCGCGUGAACAAUGAAGUAGCCGGGAAAGAUUGUCCAGUAAAGCAGAUGCCCGAAAUUAGGCAUACCCUGAGGAAGGGUCUUGUAUUGAUUCCAAAUCCCAACUCAGGUGAAAUCAUGACAGAUUUACUGGAGAAAAUAAAGGGGGAACACCAGGAUGUUGCUAAAGUUCUGCAAGAAGAGCGCUCCAAGGUUGUGAAUAAAUGGAAAGCCAAAUUGGUGUACCAGAUGGUUGUUACCGGGACAACCUUUGAUGCACAUGUUCAACUGAUGGAGAAAGUGAAGAAGGACGUUAAGGAUCAGUUUGAUCUUGUUCAAAGCUACAGCAACGACUACGACGUCACUAUUGUCUUCUGCCCCAUCGUUUCUCGCAUGGGGCCAGAUGUUGAGUCAGCCAUGAGAGAUGUUAAAGUGUCCUCAGGCGAUAAACCUGUCAUUCUGGUUUUGAUGCACCACGCAUAUGAGGCCAAGUUCAUUCCAAAUGUGCAACAAGGAGCUAACGUUCAGCUGCAAGUCAACGUUUUCUUCCACGAGACAAAACAUGGACUGCUCCACUGUAGAGAAAAUGGAGCUGUUGUUUGCGAGAUAACAAAACAUUUAAAAGAGAUCCCCAUUCCAAAUGCCCAGGUUGUGGCUGCUGCAGUGGCGGAGCUGGGGGGUGGCUGGGAGUGGCCAUCCUGGCAACUCCGUUGGCCAUACCAAACACCCUCACCACCACCCUCAAAUCAGAAGCCCGUUAAACAGCCCCCCCCCACAAGGGUGAAUAACGGCAACCCUUCCAAGGAAGAGCGCUCCAAGGUUGUGAAUAAACGGAAAGCCAAAUUGGUGUACCAGAUGGUUGUUACCGGGACAACCUUUGAUGCACAUGUUCAACUGAUGGAGAAAGUGAAGAAGGACGUUAAGGAUCAGUUUGAUCUUGUUCAAAGCUACAGCAACGACUACGACGUCACUAUUGUCUUCUGCCCCAUCGUUUCUCGCAUGGGGCCAGAUGUUGAGUCAGCCAUGAGAGAUGUUAAAGGCGAUAAACCUGUCAUUCUGGUUUUGAUGCACCACGCAUAUGAGGCCAAGUUCAUUCCAAAUGUGCAACAAGGAGCUAACGUUCAGCUGCAAGUCAACGUUUUCUUCCACGAGACAAAACAUGGACUGCUCCACUGUAGAGAAAAUGGAGCUGUUGUUUGCGAGAUAACAAAAUAUUUAAAAGAGAUCCCCAUUACAAAUGCCCAGGUUGUGGCUGCUGCAGUGGCGGAGCUGGGGGGUGGCUGGGAGUGGCCAUCCUGGCAACUCCGUUGGCCAUACCAAACACCCUCACCACCACCCUCAAAUCAGAAGCCCGUUAAACAGCCCCCCCCCACAAGGGUGAAUAACGGCAACCCUUCCAAGGAAGAGCCCUCCAAGGUUGUGAAUAAACGGAAAGCCAAAUUGGUGUACCAGAUGGUUGUUACCGGGACAACCUUUGAUGCACAUGUUCAACUGAUGGAGAAAGUGAAGAAGGACGUUAAGGAUCAGUUUGAUCUUGUUCAAAGCUACAGCAACGACUACGACGUCACUAUUGUCUUCUGCCCCAUCGUUUCUCGCAUGGGGCCAGAUGUUGAGUCAGCCAUGAGAGACGUUAAAGUGUCCUCAGGUGAUAAACCUGUCAUUCUGGUUUUGAUGCACCACGCAUAUGAGGUCAAGUUCAUUCCAAAUGUGCAACAAGGAGCUAACGUUCAGCUGCAAGUCAACGUUUUCUUCCACGAGACAAAACAUGGACUGCUCCACUGUAGAGAAAAUGGAGCUGUUGUUUGCGAGAUAACAAAAUAUUUAAAAGAGAUCCCCAUUCCAAAUGCCCAGGUUGUGGCUGCUGCAGUGGCGGAGCUGGGGGGUGGCUGGGAGUGGCCAUCCUGGCCACCCCGUUGGCCACACCAAACACCCUCAAAUCAGAAGCCCGUUAAACAGCCCCCCCCCACAGGGGUGAAUAACGGCAUCCCUUCCAGGGAUAAUCAGCCACAAAUGCGAAAGGAGGACGGGCAGUAUGAGUUGAACAGCCAGCCAACCGGCCUCUGCGUGAUCAUAAACAACGCACAUUUUUUGGAUGGUGACGUGAGAGAUGGAACCGAUAUAGAUGCGGGUGAAAUCAUGACAGAUUUACUGGAGAAAAUAAAGGGGGAACACCAGGAUGUUGCUAAAGUUCUGCAAGACGCAGGUUUACGCAGCGACUCUGACAUCCGGUCACUGACUGGAGCAGAACUGCAUCAGCUGUUACCUGGAAAAGAGGACCUCAAACUGAGGAGGACCAUCUUUGAAAUGAUACACAAACAGAAGCCUGUUGGUCAGCUUCUAAGAGAAAUGAAAAACUUCAUCCCAAAUGAAGAUUUCAAGGCUGCUCUAACAGGCAACAGGGUGUUGGUUGAUUACCUCUGUAUCAUGAAGGACAUGCAGACCCAUGUGAAGCAUAUCCAGAGUUUCCAAGAAGCUCACAUUCGUUUUCUCGAAGAAAACAUCCAAAAUCAGCCGGACCCGGAAUCAGCAACCAUUCUAAAGGAGCCCCUCUGUGACGUCCCCCCUCAAGAAGCACAUGGACACUCGUCAGAUUUACUGGAGAAAAUAGGGAAUCGAGAAAGGGAUGCUGCUGAUGUUCUGCAAAAGGCAGAUUUAUGCAGCGACUCAGACAUCCGGUCACUGACUCGAGAAAAAACUGCUCGAGCUGUUUCCUGGAACAAAGAACUUAAACUGAGAAGGAGGAUCUUUGAAAUUAUACAAAAUCAGAAGCCCGUUAAACAGCUCCCCCCCACAGGGGUGAAUAACGGCAUCCCUUCCAAGGGUGAAGUCAUGUCAGAUUUACUGAAGAAAAUAAAGGGGGAACACCGGGAUGUUGCUAAAGUUCUGCAAGAGGCAGGUUUACGCAGCAACUCUGACAUCCGGUCACUGACUGGAGCAGAACUGCAUCAGCUGUUACCUGAAAAUAAGGACCUCAAACUGAGGAGGACCAUCUUUGAAAUGAUACACGAACAGGAGCCUGUUGGUCAGCUUCUAAGAGAAAUUAAAAGCUUCAUCCCAAAUGAAGAUUUCUUUGUUAUUUAUUAA